CAGUGGGGCCAACGUUAGAGGUGGCAGUGGUGCCCUGCCUCACGCGCGUGUGUGUGUGUGUGGGCGUCAACCUUCGAGUGUGGGUGAGAGAAAGCCAUUAUUAUUUACUCGACUCCAGCUUCUCUACUGUUUGGAAAGCUUCUAAGUAAGCUUUGUGACAUUUAAAAGAAAACUGUCUCCACUCAUAGUGAAGAACAUAUCUACAGUGUUGCCGACGGUUUCACAUCUGCCUACACUUUCUACUACACACCUACCUACCCUCUCCGCUACACACCUGCCUACACUUUCUGCUACACACCUGCAAAUGACUCGUCGAUGAAGUUUGUUGGAGGUGAGGCGGGCCGGGCGGCGUGUCUCUGCGACCUCCACAAUUAUGGAAGUUGAUGGAGUGACUCCAAGAUGCAGCCGAGACAGAUUCCGUGCUGCUGUAGCUGACUAUUUGUUACAUAUGUGGCCAAGGGGGCCCUGUGUCUAACUGCUGGCUAGCCUCUUACAAGUUAUAAAAAGUUAACAGUGCCAAAAUAGAUAAAUAUAGAUAAGAGCACAAUAAAUAAGUCUGGCUGGGCUCCUAGUGUAAAAGGGGAGGCCAGGCCAUAUUUGAAGUGGGUUGGGCCACAGUAUGGACUCUGCGCGGCUGCCUACUGACACGCGCAACAUCCCCCACAUGCAGCUCUUCCACCACUUAAAGCAGAAAUUUCCAGACCUGAAGGAUAAUGAUGUCAAUGAAAGUAUACAGAAGUAUGGGCUUGAUCGUGAACGUUGCGAAGAGGAGCUAUCGCAGAAGGCACAUAUUCAUCAUGGUGGUUACUAUGGCCCUUGGGGCCGCUCCAACAGUGCUCUCUCCUCACCGUCACCCUCACGCGUCACCUCACCGAUCCGAACAGGAAUACCGUCCACACCCACCACACCUGUUAUUACCACCACUGCAUCAACUACCCCAAUGUUGCACCACUCCACUGCAACACACCAUGUAUUUGGCCCACUACAGUCCAGUGGGUACCUAGUGUACAGUUAUGGCCCUGGAAUGGCAGCAAGUCCAGGGCCAGUUUAUACAUCACCCAUCACAACCGCAGUGGCUACCAGCCCUGUUUUUUAUCAACCACCAAUUAAUAGCCAAAUAAACUAUGGGUGGCAUCCGUCUGUUUCUAAUGGACUUCAGGCAGCUGGUAUACAACCACCCCCAAGACAUUUACAAGGGGGGUGCAGUAGACAGGACACUCCUUAUUGCUCCCACGAAACUUCUAAGUCUCGAUCCGCUACACCAGUUAUGCCAAACUCGGCACCGGUUGUGCCCAAUUCUUUUGACCCAUUCAGUGGUUAUGAAAAUAAAGAUCCCCCAGAACGUCGUAAAAGUGCAGAAACCUAUUAUGAGAGAAAUAAAGAAGGACUUGUUUACAAUGUACGUGAAAUGGAACAGCAAUUUGAAAGAUUAAGUAAUAGUCCACAUCAUUCCCCAACUCCCCCAUUAAACAAUAUCAUAGACUCUCCUUCAUCGCCUUCAGCAACAACCACAACAACAGUAACCACCACAACUAGCAACUGUACAAAUCCAAGCAACAUCGGUGGCAGCAGCAGCAGUCGACCUCCACCAGCACUGGUGCAAGAACAGAUCAUACGCAAAGAAAAGUUGGAAGCGGAGUUGGCCAAACAAAUUGAGGAGAAAGGUAGAUUACAGACAGAGGUUGAUAUGAUGAUACGAGAAUUGAAUGCCAGAGAGCAACAGCGUAAGCUUAACGCCGACACUAACACAAUGAGAAUUGAAGAAGUACAACGUGAGAAUCAGCGAUUACAAUCGGAGUGCUACGAAAUGGAAAAUAAAAUUUUACGUCUUGCCCCAGAUAUGGAAUCAGAAGGUUACUCAAAUUUACCCAACACCCAACCAUACAAUGAAGUCCCUGCAGCCCUUCAGUUAACUAGAGCAAGUUCUGGAUCAAGUUUGGGCAGUGGAACAGGCUCACCACAAACACCACAGACCCCACACACACCUCACUUAGCUCACAUGACUCAUAUACCUCACACACCUCAUGCCUCACACACGCCUUAUAUUCCUCCAAGACCUGCUGCCCCACCUCCACCACCGCCGCCGCCACCACCACCCCCGCCACCUCCACAAACUUCACUCCCCAACCACAGUUUCAAUGAAUUUCAGGGAGUGCAUGGGGAAACAGUAGAUGAGAUUGGUCCAAAGUGGGGAUGUACCAAGUGCACCUUCAUCAAUCACCCAGAUAUGAACAAGUGCGAGAUGUGCGACUAUCCACGCUUCACCAUAGGUACGACUCCCUCCCAUCACGCAGCUCUCCCCCCAAACCACCAGGGCCCCUGCUACUGUCACCGCCACCAUACUCCAGGUUCUGUUGCAGGUUCCAUAGGGGCAGCUGCAGCUUACUCACCUCAGCGUUCAUGCUCCUCUCUUCCACUGUCUAAUGAGAAACCAAGCUUAGCUAAUGUUCUUAAAGAAAAACUAAUUGGACUGCGUGAUCGUUCGGAUAGUGUCUGACCAUAGUACAGUAAUGUGUUUGAGUUUUUUAAUAGUUUUUAAUCUAACUAAUGCUCUUUGGCCAUAUAUGAUAUUUUCCAUAUACAAUACUAAUUCACUUGCAGAUGCAUCACUUAUUUAUAUUUAUUAACAUUAUUCUACUUCCAUUUGCAUGGGCUGGAUCAAGCAUGCUAAGUCUUGUAAACAUAAUAAACUACAAAUAAAUAUACUGUACAUAAAACAGAUAGUUAAUUGUUAAAUUUUUUGGCAUUAUGAGAGUUACUUGACUCAAUGUAUACCGCAGAGAUACCACAAUGUGUCAUGGGUGUGUGAUGUAUAGUGUGUGUUGUAGUCUGUCAAAUAUGUAUUUUAGUCAUAAAAUUAUGAUAAAUAAUUCUUAUUUUCAAGUGUAUGGAUACACAAACACAUAUAUACAUACAUAGAUGUAUUUGAAAAAAAUCCCCCUUAAUGCAUAGUGGUAUUGUGGCUUUUCUCUUAGGCUAUGGGUCCCCUUCUUCCCGCCAGAGAUGGUACAGCUCCCUCCCUUCUCUCUUUCCCAGGGCGGCACUUAAUGGAGCGCAGCCCUGCUCCUUAUUGUCCAGACUACAUUGUCCUUCUUACGGUCAUGCACAUCCAUGUUGAAUGUCCUGACUUCCAUGGAUGUACAUGUGUCUUGUUUCCCAAAUGUCCCUCGCGGUCAUUUGUCCCUCGAUAGAUUCCUUGGUGAAUCAGAUACCUUUGAUAUCGCUUGCCUUAUGCUCUUUUGUUCUCAUAUUGGCAUCCUAAAUGAUGACUAGCGCCUUUUAAAUAUCCUGCACCUUUGGUGAUGCUACAUAGUCUCCCCGACUUGGUACCUUCUUGUAAUAAUUAUUUACUUGGCCCUCUCUCUCUCUUGCUUUUGGUGCGACCACUCAGCUGUGGUGUUCCUUCCUCUCUUUAGAUUUACUAAAAAAUACACAAUCUGUUUAUUAUGACAGUUAAUAACGAGAUGUUAUUCAAAAGAAAUGAGGGGAAGGGGAGGGAAAAUGGACCUGAAAAUUUAAGAACUGGAAAGUGGAUAUCGUUGGUGUUUAGUUUAUACGGCACUGGAGCAAUGGAAGAAGUAUUUUCAAAUUAUUAAUUGAAUGUUCUUUGUAAAUGUGAGUGCUGUAAAACUACAUUUUAAAUGCACCAUAUGGAUUGGCCCAAAGGCAGAACUGAUAAUUUUAUUAGCCUAAAUCAAAAUGUCGUAAGUGCUUUUUUGCUAAUGAUAAUGCACUAUUGUGAAAAUGGUAAAACUUAUAUAUUCAAUCUAAAUAUGAAAUUUAUUACCCAACAAUUAUUGAAAAGUGUUAUUUGUCUUUAAUUAUAACAUUUGAUGAAUGAUGGCCUUUGUUCUUCUAAGUGUGGCACAGUAAUAAUGUGCUAAGCAUACUCUGGGUAGCUGUCUCUUGCUCUGAAAAUAUGAAUGUGUAAUUACCUAAGUGUAGUUACAGGAUGAGAGCUACGCUCGUGGUGUCCCGUCUUUUCAGCACUCUUUGUCAUAUAACGCUUUGAAACUACUGACGGUCUUGGCCUCCACCACCCUUUACAACUGUGUCACAACUGUGUGACACAGUUGUGAAGACAUGCUAGAAUAGAUAUUGAAUUGUGAAAGAAGGGAGAAGUAAUGAAGACUAGGUGUUAUAUAAUAAGUUAUACAUGACGAAUACUGAAUUGUGAAGUUUAACCCUCAAAAUACAGUUAUCGUCGUGCGUUGGUCGUCUAGUGCAGUGUGGACGGACAUCAUCGAAUAAAGAUCCACGAUGUGUGUGUGUAGGUUUCCCAUGUGGUUCUAAUAGCUCACUGGUGUUUCCCAACCAUAAUGGGAAGCCAUAAAAUAAUUUAGUCAAUCGGACUUCAGCCCUGCCAUCACGUAUGGUAAUAACGGCACUUAUCUGGCCAACUUAAAGAUCAUCACUGUAUAUAUUUAUUUUUGUAAUCUUUUUACUUUUACACACAGAUUCCUAAUUUUUAAUAUAUUUUGAAAAUAAAACAAAAUAUUUUUUGUUUGGUCCUUUCAUAAUUUAAUGCUGAUAAAUGUCAGAAGGAAUUUUGACCACUACUUAGGCCAAAAUAAGGGUAGUUAUUGUACUGUAUAUAAAUUUUAAAGGAUUUACAAUACUUUUGAAUACAAACCUACAAAUCAUAAGAUAAACAAGUAAAAUAAAAUAGAAAAAAUCUGAUCAGGGUGACCAUUAUGAUGAUACAGUAGCCCCAUUUUGAGAGUUAAUGAAGCUGUUGGUUUAUUGUGAAUAGUUCGUUGGUGUGGUGGUGAUGGUUAUAUGUGAUGCUAUGGGGUAUGGUGGUGGUGAUAUGAGAUGCUAUGGGGUGUGGUGGAGGUGGUGAUA
Procambarus clarkii (red swamp crayfish) is the source of this 4845-nucleotide messenger RNA. Its product is annotated as mitogen-activated protein kinase kinase kinase 7-interacting protein 3 homolog. Lineage: Eukaryota; Metazoa; Arthropoda; Malacostraca; Decapoda; Cambaridae. The record is from RefSeq and is a predicted model, not a curated record.